AUGCAGGUGUCACACGCUGACCACACCUGCACACAGGUGGUGCUGGCCCUGCCCUAUGACACACCUGUCCCCGGCUACCGCAACAACACGGUCAACACGCUGCGCCUGUGGUCAGCCCGCGCCCCCAACGACUUCAACCUCAAGGACUUUUUUCAAAGGGAAGGGGUUCGGGGGGGGCUGUUUCGGGGUCUCACCGGGGGGCACCCCCAGUUUUUCGAGGGCAAGGAGCUGCGGCUGAAGCAGGAAUAUUUCGUGGUGGCCGCCACGCUCCACGACAUCGUCCGGCGCUUCAAAUCCGCCAAAUUCGGCAGCCGCGACCCCGUGCGGAAAUCCUUCGAGAGCUUCCCCGACAAGGUGGCGAUCCAGCUGAACGACACCCACCCCUCGCUGGCCAUCCCGGAGCUGAUGCGGAUCCUGGUGGACGAGGAGCACCUGGCAUGGGACCAGGUGGGGUUGGGGGGCACAUCAGGGCCCCCCCAAACCACAGGGGGGUGUCCCCAAAACCCCCGAGAGGGCUCCACGCCCGGCUAGCUCGGUUGGUGAGAC
This is a messenger RNA of Pyrgilauda ruficollis (rufous-necked snowfinch), 546 nucleotides long. Its product is annotated as glycogen phosphorylase, muscle form-like. Gene Ontology annotation, cellular component: cytoplasm. The transcript is spliced from 4 exons. Lineage: Eukaryota; Metazoa; Chordata; Aves; Passeriformes; Passeridae. The coding region runs from base 1 to 531 and encodes 176 amino acids. The record is from RefSeq and is a predicted model, not a curated record. Gene Ontology annotation, biological process: glycogen catabolic process. Gene Ontology annotation, molecular function: glycogen phosphorylase activity; pyridoxal phosphate binding.